GUCGAACUGAAUAUUAGCCUAGCAAGUAGCAGAUUGAAACGUCGUUUCCAACAGCUUCCAGAGCUUCGCAAUGGAGAUUUCCUUUGCUUGCAGCCAUACAUCCCUUCGUUUCUGAGGAACAUUGUCAGCGUUGUGAAGUCGUUCAGUGGAGGCGGCAACGUUCGUGUUCUCAGUCCACGUCUUGCGCCACUUCUUCCGGAUAAGGGUGCUUCUCAUGGAAUCCUGUCACCAGCGCUCUUCCCUUUCUAUAAGGACGAAUCGGAGGAGCAGAUAUUGCCAGUUCCAAAAAUGCUAGAAGACAGUGGUCUCAAUGAAAAAGAUCGUGAACGCAUUCUGGAAAUGGUAAUGGAGAUCUCCGGAGCACGUGGUACGGUGGAAAACGCUAUGAAGGUGAUUACUUAUUCACAAAAUGUUUUCCGAGAGUAUUUUUUCUAA
Molecule: messenger RNA, 435 nt
Organism: Ostertagia ostertagi
Lineage: Eukaryota; Metazoa; Nematoda; Chromadorea; Rhabditida; Trichostrongylidae
Source: the annotation of a GenBank genome assembly